Drosophila santomea is the source of this 5706-nucleotide messenger RNA. RefSeq lists its product as uncharacterized. The transcript is spliced from 3 exons. Bases 1 to 5706 code for a protein of 1901 amino acids. The record is from RefSeq and is a predicted model, not a curated record. NCBI's taxonomy places the organism in Eukaryota, Metazoa, Arthropoda, Insecta, Diptera, Drosophilidae. Gene Ontology annotation, biological process: DNA integration. Gene Ontology annotation, molecular function: nucleic acid binding; zinc ion binding.
AUGGAGCCAGCUGAGGCGCAGCGCAAUACUCGCUUCGAAAUAGAGGAACUGUUUAUCCACGCCAAGGUUUGCGUUCAGGAGCAACUUGGACCAGACGCUAACAGCACCGGCAUUCAUGAAUCUACGGUUAAUUUUGGGCACACAUCUGCAGUUAAGCUCCCGCGCUUAUCAUUGCCGACAUUUGACGGCAAAUACUGCGAGUACCAAAACUUUAUCUUGUCGUUUAACCCAGUUAUUGGCCACCAGCCAUCCAUGUCUAAGAUCGAGAAGUUCAACCAGUUGUUAAACUGUCUUCGAGGACCAGCCCUUGAAACGGUUCGAGCUUUCCAGGUGACCGCAGACAACUACACAAAGGCUCUGGACCGCUUAAAGCAGCGCUAUGACAACCCGACUCUCGUAUUUUUGGAUAACAUAUCGUCACUCUUCGCAUUGCCAACUGUCGCCAAGUCAAAUGGUCAGCAGUUGCGCAGCCUAAUCGAUAAUGCAUCCGCAUUAUACAACUCGUUGCGUUCGUUGAGCACCGAGCCACAGAUUUGCGAGGCCAUGCUCAUCUCCAUAGUUAUGGGCAAAGUGGACCAGGAGACUAAGAGGAAGUGGAAUAAGUCGCUGGACUACACUACGUUGCCUUCGUGGGACAAAUGCGUUGGAGUCGUUGAACGUCAUUGUCAAUAUUUGGAAUCGGAUAAGAAGCCUCCUGCUGAAGCCCCUAUGAGUCAACCAGGUGGCCAUAGGUCGCGCUCGCAGAGGAAUCAGGCAAGUCUGUCCUUCAAUUGCACCACACAAACUUGUAACAUCUGUUCACAGACAGACCACAAGACCUUUAGAUGCCCAGAACUUAUCAAUCUCGCCCUAGAUAAUCGCCUCAAUGCAGUAAAGCGCCACAAGCUUUGCAUUAAUUGCCUUGGCAGGGGUCAUCUUGUAGCCAACUGCCCGUCGACGCGGAGGUGCCACUCAUGUGCACUACCGCAUCACUCGCUGCUUCAUCGGCCAUCGCCAGGAUCGGCCGCAGCUCCCUUGCCACUCCCUCAAGCGGAGCCUGUACAAGUUUCGGACGCAGUCGCGCAUACUCACACGGAGUCUCGUUCCGACUGUGUCAUUCUGGCCACGGCACUGAUUCUGGUGAAUUUCAUAUCCGAGGAGUUUGCCCAAAGACUUCGACUGCCACGGAGCAAGCUCAACCUCGAGAUUCGUAGCAUUGGUGAGACACAAACGCGAAUUAAACACCAUGCAACCACCAAUAUCAAGUCGAGGCACAAUGGAUUCGAGUUGCUCCUUGAUUUUUGCGUGACAUCCCACAUUGCCUAUCAUCCAGAAUCGGAAAUUGACAUUUCUGCGUGGAACUUUCCGCAGCACUCAUCUCUUGCUGACGAGAGCUUUAACAAGUCUCGUCGGAUCGAUCUGCUUUUGGGGACGGAAACCUUCUUCGAUAUAUUGGCAGUUGGCCAAGUUAAAUUAGGAAAGGAUCUGCCCGUACUACAAAAAACACUACUUGGAUGGAUAGUGUCUGGUCGAUGUCGAGCUUAUCCCAGAACACUCCAUCAGUACUCAUCUAUCGCAUUAACAGAAAUUGACCAAAAAAUGGAACGGCUAUGGCGCAUCGAUCAUGUGGAGCCUCCUGAGAUCACACUUACGCCAGAGCAGCGAAACUGUGAAGAGUUCUACACCAAAACGGUACGACGUAAUUCAGAUGGUCGAUUGGAAGUACGACUUCCAUUUAAAGAUGAACCUACCGUUCUCGGAGCCUCAUUCGACAUUGCCAAAAGGAGAUUCCUCUCCCUCGAACGCAGCCUAUGCAAAAGGCCUGAGGUAGGGGCCAAAUAUGUUGAAUUUAUGCAGGAGUUUCAAAAUCUGAGACACAUGAGUCCCGUGAGCCAUCCACAGUUAAACACUCCGCAUUAUUAUAUUCCGCACCACUGCGUGCUCAAGCCUAAUAGCACAUCAACAAAGCUCAGAGUGGUUUUCGACGCAUCCUGCAAGACGACGUCCCAGAAAUCUCUCAACGACAUUCUGAUGGUCGUGCCGACCAUUCAGCCAGAUCUUUAUACACUACUCCUGCGUUUUCGGAUACAUCGCUAUGCCAUCACUGCUGAUGUGGUCAAGAUGUUCCGCCAAGUCAACAUGUUUGCCGAGGAUCGCAGAUUUCAAUACAUUCUUUGGAGAGCGUCGCCAUCGCAACCAUUGAGCACCUUCGAAUUGAAUACUGUAACUUAUGGCACAGCGGCUGCACCGUAUCUAGCCAUACGCAGUUUGUCAUAUCUAGCCGACAAAUUCAUGGACAAAUUGGAGAUUGGAGCUAAAGCCAUCAAAUCGUCUUUCUAUGUGGAUGACUUCCUAGGUGGAGCGGAUACGGUAGAGGAGCUACAUCAAAUCAAAAUGGAAGUUACAGCGAUUCUACAGGAUGGCCAAUUAGAACUCGCAAAAUGGCAUUCAAAUCACUGCAAGUUUGUCGAUGACGCUACAGUCAAACAUUUGCAGUUGGACGACGAAAUGCUAACCAGCACGCUUGGCCUAAAAUGGGACCAAGUACGGGACACAUUCAUGUUCUCGUUCUCGCCAAGAUUCGAUUCGGACCACGUCACCAAGCGAUCGAUUUUGUCCAUAGCCUCUUCGCUGUUUGAUCCGUUGGAAUUAGUUACUCCCAUCAUCAUAGUGGCAAAAAUUAUCCUCCAGGAGCUGUGGCUCCUAAAACUACAUUGGGACGAGUCAGUACCCCAAGGCAUUCAUACAGCUUGGAUGUCCCUGCUUGCAUCGCUUUCGUCGUUGGAGUCUGUAGCAAUACCACGAUAUUGCCUCCAAUCAGCGAUACAUACCUUUCAAAUACACGGCUUUUGUGACGCCUCCAUUCGAGCGUAUGGAUGCUGCAUCUACGCUCGCACAAUCGGAGCAGAUGGGCUGACCAAGGUACAGCUAAUCACAUCGAAGUCCAGAGUUGCUCCCACCAAGAAGCUAUCUCUGCCGAAAUUAGAACUGUGUGGAGCACAUUUGUUAGCACAGCUCUACAAAAAAAUCAUUAGAAUCUUCGCUGACAGAAAGCCGACUUCGUUCUUAUGGUGCGAUUCUCAAAUUGUUCUACAUUGGAAUCGCCAACACUCGGCCACCUUAUCAACCUUUGUCGGCAAUCGAAUUGCCGAAAUUCAAGAACUCACGUCAGGUUGCCACUGGAAACAUGUUCCCACUCACUGCAACCCGGCUGAUAUCUUGUCCAGGGGCUGCACUAUCACCGAGUUGGAACAAUCGAUAUGGUUCGAGGGACCUGAGUUCCUAGGCCAAGAUCAUCAACAUUGGCCAAAGGACAGUCGAGACAACAGUGACAUUGAUAUGGAAACUGUCCAACUGGAGAAGAGAAAAUCAGCCUUUGCCGUACACACGACUAGUAAUCAACUGCUUGAAGGAAUCUACAAGAUCAGUUCGCAUCAUCGCUGCCUACUAGUUAUCGCUUGGGUGUACAGAUUUACUCAGCGCUGCCGUAAACUAACGCCAUUCCAAUCACCUUCGCCGACGCCAGCAGAACUGAUGCGGGCGCUACAUUGCAUCGUCUGGAAUAUUCAAACUAGUCACUUCGCUCAAGAGAUGUCCUCGGUCCUGAAGGGCCAUCCGAUUCGCACUAACCUUAAAAAUCUUAGUCUCUUCCUCCAGGUUACAGAUGGCUUCCAAAUGCUAAAGGUCGGAGGGCGCCUGGAGCUAGCAGACUACCCAAAAACCCAAAAGCAUCCUGUGCUGCUCCCAGCUAAGGAUCCAUUUGUGUCACAGUUCGCUCGCCAUCUUCAUCUACAGAACUAUCACGCCGGGCCACGGACGCUCGUCGCUUUAAUUAGAAAACAGUUCUGGAUAGUGAAUGCAAGGGACUUGGCGCGACAAGUCGUUCGCUCAUGUAUACAUUGUCGCCGCUAUCGACCAACUCUCGAAAGGCAGCUAAUGGGCCAACUGCCUAAAGAGCGGAUCACACCAUCUAGACCAUUUUCAAGAUGCGGAAUAGACUUUUGCGGACCAAUCAACGUCUAUUUGCGCAUCCGGGGUAAGCCGCCUAUCAAGGCCUACCUAGCCGUCUUCGUUUGCUUUGCCACGAAGGCGAUACAUGUCGAAGUGGUAUCGGAUCUCACGACGGAUAGCUUCAUUGCAUCACUAAAGCGUUUUAUUGCCCGACGCGGACUUCCCUCGGACAUAUUCUGUGACAACGCUACAAAUUUCGCAGGAGCUAACAACAAGCUCGAAUCGUUGAAGCAGUUUCUGUUUAAAGACGAAACAACAAGAACAAUCCACUAUUUCUGUCGCUCAGAGUUUAUUAACUUCCACUUUAUUCCACCCAGGGCUCCACACUUCGGGGGCAUAUGGGAAGCUGCAGUAAAAAGUGUCAAGGGACUACUCAAUCGCACUCUUCGAGACACCAGGUUAACCUUCGAGGAGUUAGCCACUGCAGCUGCUGACGUCGAGGCGAUCCUGAACUCUCGCCCGUUAACGCCGCUCUCAUCAGACCCGAACGACCUGGCCGCUCUCACGCCUGGCCACUUCUUAGUGGGUGACGCACUCCGAGCACUACCGGAACUUCCACCAAUCGACGACAACCUGGACAAGUUGGAUCGAUGGAAAAGGGUCAGCGCACUCAAACAUCACAUCUGGGGUCGCUGGAGCCACGAGUACAUCAACGAGCUCCAAGUUCGCACAACCUGGACGAAGACUUCACCAAAUUUGGCUGUCAAUGACAUGGUCAUCGUUCACGAGGAUAAUCUUCCCCCACAACGGUGGUUUCUUGGGCGCAUAGUCAGCACGAUUGCAGGAGCGGACAACAUCGCAUUCGUCAGAGUUUGGCUGGACGGUUUGAUGUACAAAAUCAAAAGAACGCUUCCAAACAACACUCAUAAACUGCUAGAAUCGUACCUCUACAACAGGAACUUUGUAGUGAGGCGCAACACUGCGAUAUCCGACGAACACAGUAUUGAAGCCGGUGUCCCACAAGGCAGCGUACUAGGCCCAUCACUAUACGUCCUAUUUACACCAGACAUCCCUACAAGCAGCAACCUGACAGUUUCAACAUUUGCGGAUGACACAGCUAUUCUCAGCCGCACCAGAUGCCCAAUCAAAGCAUCAUCUCAGCUAGCCAUCUACCUGGUCGACGUGGAAAAGUGGUUAUCCGACUGGCGUAUAAAGGUAAACGAACAAAAAUGCAAGCAAGUAACUUUCACCCUUAACAGGCAAGAUUGUCCACCGCUCACUCUGAAAAACGUCGCACUUCCAACAGCAAACGAAGUGACGUAUCUGGGAGUACACCUCGAUAGAAGACUAACUUGGCGCAGACACAUCGAAGCCAAGAGAACUCACUUAGAACUGAAGGCCAACAGCCUUCAUUGGCUUAUCAACUCCCGCUCACCGCUCAGUUUGGACUUCAAGGUGCUGCUCUACAACUCAGUGCUAAAACCAAUCUGGACUUACGGCUGCCAGCUAUGGGGAAAUGCCAGCAACAGCAACAUCGUUAUCGUUCAGAGAGCCCAGACGAAGAUAUUGAGAACUAUCACCGGGGCACCGUGGUAUGUUCGAAACGCCAGCAUUCACAAAGAUCUAAACGUUCCACCUGUAAAAGACAAAAUUGCGCAAAACAAGGAAAAGUACCUUAACAAGCUAUCAACGCAUCCCCACCAGCUCGCGAGGAGUCUAACAAGGCUAAGCAGCCAAUCACGCCUACGUCGAAACGACUUGCCAACCCAGCAGUAA